UGACGUCAAACCUGGCCCUGUAUAAGGUGAGGGGAUCCCAGCCCUUGGCCUCAAGCAGCCCACCCUCUGCGACAUGGCCCGCCCGGCCCACGGUGUCCGCUCCAGCUUCGGCCUCAGCUGCUGCCUCCUCUUCCUCCUCACUGCUCAGGAGGCAGGUGCUACCACACUUCAAGAACUUCAGAAUAGUGGUGAAUCCCCAACAUCUGACCAUUUAUCCCCUCCUACUCCAAACCUUGUUUAUAGUAUUCCCUCUCACCACACUGCUCUUCAUUUAGGACAUAGUAGUCCAGACCACCCUAAAUCUACAGAAACCCAUCAGCCCAAACACCAUUGCAAUGCCACACACAAUUUCAGGCCAAUUCACAAACCAAUAGAUAACUCCAAAAACUCUACAAAGCAUCACGGAGUUCGUCCCACUUCUGAACAAAACCCUAGCAAUCAAGGAAAAGACCCAAUUGUCCGGAAUGGACGCUCUGCUAAAUCUGAUAUCACACAUAAAAAAUUGUCUAAUGCAAACUAUCCAACCCCAAAGCCCAAGAGCAAAGCAACAUGUCCUACCUCCAAAGCCAGCACAGCAACAGGAACAAGAAGUCACCACCAAACUGCACCUUUGGAAAAUACCAUCAGUACCUUAGACAGUAAAAGUACCAUAACUCUUCCCCACCAUUCAGUCAAUUCAGAGAUCGACAAAAAACCCACAUCUUCCUCAGGAAAAAGCACAACAUAUGAGGCAUCAUUUAAGGCAACAGGUACCACAGAAGGAAAAGAAAGUGUUGAGGAUCAUACAGUAGCUAAUUACACAACUAUAGCUGCCUCAGAAAAGACUCUGAUAAAGACUACAAAACAAGCAAAAGACACAAUUUCAACCCAUGUGAAGACUACAAGAGCCCUACCGAUGCCUACAGACCACAGACAACACAGCACAUUGGCCCAUGGAAAGAUCACAAGAGCCUCACCAAUACCUACAAAACAUAAACAAGACAGCACAUCGGCCCAUGUUCAACACAGCACAUCAGCUCAUGAGCCGAUCACAAGAGCCCCAGCAACGCCUACAGAUCAUGAUCAAUACAGCACAUCAGCCCAUGUUCAACAGAGCACCUUGGCCUAUGAUCAACACAGCACAUCAGCUCAUGAGAUGAUCACAAGAGCCCCAGAAAUGCCUACAGACCAUGAUCAACACAGCACAUCAGCCCAGGUUCAACACAGCACAUCAGCUCAUGAGAAGAUCACAAGAGCCCCAGAAAUGCCUACAGACCAUGAUCAACACAGCACAUCGGCCCAUGUUCAACAGAGCACCUUGGCCUAUGAUCAACACAGCACAUCAGCUCAUGAGAAGAUCACAAGAGCCCCAGAAAUGCCUACAGACCAUGAUCAACACAGCACAUCGGCCCAGGUUCAACACAGCACAUCAGCUCAUGAGAAGAUCACAAGAGCCCCAGAAAUGCCUACAGACCAUGAUCAACACAGCACAUCGGCCCAUGUUCAACAGAGCACCUUGGCCUAUGAUCAACACAGCACAUCAGCUCAUGAGAAGAUCACAAGAGCCCCAGAAAUGCCUACAGACCAUGAUCAACACAGCACAUCGGCCCAGGUUCAACACAGCACAUCAGCUCAUGAGAAGAUCACAAGAGCCCCAGAAAUGCCUACAGACCAUGAUCAACACAGCACAUCAGCCCAGGUUCAACACAGCACAUCAGCUCAUGAGAAGAUCACAAGAGCCCCAGAAAUGCCUACAGACCAUGAUCAACACAGCACAUCAGCCCAGGUUCAACACAGCACAUUAGCUCAUGAGAAGAUCACAAGAGCCCCAGAAAUGCCUACAGACCAUGUUCAACACAGCACAUCGGCCCAUGUUCAACAGAGCACCUUGGCCUAUGAUCAACACAGCACAUCAGCUCAUGAGAAGAUCACAAGAGCCCCUGCAACGUCUACAGACCAUGAUCAACACAGCACAUCGGCCCAUGUUCAACACAGCACAUUGGCCCAUGAGAAGAUCACAAGAGCCCCAGAAAUGCCUACAGACCAUGAUCAACACAGCACAUCGGCCCAUGUUCAACACAGCACAUUGGCCCAUGAGAAGAUCACAAGAGCCCCAGAAAUGCCUACAGACCAUGAUCAACACAGCACAUCAGCCCAUGUUCAACAGAGCACCUUGGCCUAUGAUCAACACAGCACAUCAGCUCAUGAGAAGAUCACAAGAGCCUCAGCAAUGCCUACAGACCAUGUUCAACACAGCACAUCAGCCCAUGUUCAACAGAGCACCUUGGCCUAUGGUCAACACAGCACAUCAGCUCAUGAGAAGAUCACAAGAGCCCCUGCAACGUCUACAGACCAUGAUCAACACAGCACAUCGGAUCAUGUUCAACACAGCACAUUGGCCCAUGAGAAGAUCACAAGAGCCCCAGAAAUGCCUACAGACCAUGAUCAACACAGCACAUCGGCCCAUGUUCAACACAGCACAUUGGCCCAUGAGAAGAUCACAAGAGCCCCAGAAAUGCCUACAGACCAUGAUCAACACAGCACAUCAGCUCAUGAGAAGAUCACAAGAGCCCCAGAAAUGCCUACAGACCAUGAUCAACACAGCACAUCAGCCCAGGUUCAACACAGCACAUCAGCUCAUGAGAAGAUCACAAGAGCCUCAGCAAUGCCUACAGACCAUGUUCAACACAGCACAUCGGCCCAUGUUCAACAGAGCACCUUGGCCUAUGAUCAACACAGCACAUCAGCUCAUGAGAAGAUCACAAGAGCCCCUGCAACGUCUACAGACCAUGAUCAACACAGCACAUCGGAUCAUGUUCAACACAGCACAUUGGCCCAUGAGAAGAUCACAAGAGCCCCAGAAAUGCCUACAGACCAUGAUCAACACAGCACAUCAGCCCAGGUUCAACACAGCACAUCAGCUCAUGAGAAGAUCACAAGAGCCUCAGCAAUGCCUACAGACCAUGUUCAACACAGCACAUCAGCCCAUGUUCAACAGAGCACCUUGGCCUAUGAUCAACACAGCACAUCAGCUCAUGAGAAGAUCACAAGAGCCCCUGCAACGUCUACAGACCAUGAUCAACACAGCACAUCAGGCCAUGUUCAACAGAGCAUAUCGAACCUUGUUCAUCAGAGCACAUUGGACCCUGGGAAGAUCACAAGAGCCCCAGCAAUGCCUACAGACCAUGGGCAACACAGUACAGCAGCCACAGAACCAACCACAGGAGCCUCAGGGCAGGCUGUAGUACACACAAAGAAGACCACAUCUACCAAAGGGAGGGCCACACCAAUCCCAGCAGAGCGUACAGAAAACCCAGGAAGAACCACAGCUGCCACAGAGACUACAAGGCCUCCAGUCAAGGUCACAGGAGACAGAUCUAUCAGUUCUUUGACUCCUGGUCCAAAUAAAACUGGUCAGGUGCCCACUGGAUCAUCUACCCUCCCCACUUCCAGCAUGAAACUGAGCUCUAUCAUGUCAGAAGCCCCAGUCAACCAGAGCCAAGCCUACCAGAACAAAGAUGGUGCCCAGGGAGGUCUCCAUGUGGGAGAGACGGGGGACAGUGCUUCAUUCCCUGCAUGGGCCAUAGUUAUUGUGGUCCUGGUGGCUGUGAUUCUCCUCUUGGUGUUCCUUGGCCUGAUCUUCCUGGUCUCCUACAUGACUCGAACACGGGGUGCACUGGUCCACAACCAUGAGGACAAUGACCCAGAGGAGGAUGGGGGCCCCAAUUCUUACCCUGUCUACCUGAUGGAGCAGCAGACGCUUGGUGUGGGCCAGAUCCCUUCCCCGCGAUGAUCUUCUAGAAAGCGCCCACCCCCAGUUCUUCCAUGCCCUACCCCCUCCUGGAGGAGGAAUUGGACUCACAGUUCCUAUUUCCUGGACACCAGAAGGGCAAAGUCCUGACAGUUAACAGCAUCAACCCUUCACCUGCUGUGUUCUUAUUGAGAAUGGUCAAGGGAGUGGGUGAUGAGCAAGAAGGAUGUGAGUUUGGGAGACAGAAAAGAAAGAACCAGUAAUAGCAGCAAGUGUUCUCUGUGGAAGAUGAUGGUCUGAGAAUGAAAGUGUUUGAUGGACACUUGGGGUGGGAGCCAAUACAGGGCAUUGGGUGCUGGGAGGGGCAGGGCAGGUGAGGAAGUUUGGGAGCCUCAGAGGGCAAUGCCCAGAUCUGUCUUGUCAGAUGAGAGGGGAGGCUGAGACAGCCCUGGUUUUCAGGACCAAUCUAUAUCCUUUCCACUUACUGUCACUUAGAGUGUAUGAACAGGCUUGUCUCUGUUUCCAGAGUCUUACCCUUUUCUUUUCUUUUUUAAAUGAAGAAAUAAAAAAGGAUCUAAGAGGAAA
This is a messenger RNA of Myotis daubentonii (Daubenton's bat), 4315 nucleotides long. RefSeq names its product mucin like 3 (gene MUCL3). Lineage: Eukaryota; Metazoa; Chordata; Mammalia; Chiroptera; Vespertilionidae. The record is from RefSeq and is a predicted model, not a curated record.